CUUUUCGGGGCGAGUUUACGGCUCUGUUUCGGCCAUAUUUAACGAGCGCCUAGAGUUAAAAAAACAAAAUUGCCCAUUCCUGUUUUUUCUCGUCUCGCAAUUUCUUUUGUGGUUCUUGUCACUGCAGCUCUCUCGUCAUAAUCAUCAUCUUCUUCGUUUUCUCUGCUAAUCUGAAGCAAUUUCGAAAAUUUAUGUGAUUUUCCAGGAAAGUCUUUGGUUCGAAAACGAUUCGAGGAAAGGGUGAAUUCGGGUGUUUGUCUGGAUUCUGGUCUUGUGUGUGUCUGGUUACAGUUGUAAUUGUACCCAUUUCUUUUUUCUCUGUGUAUAGUUUUGUACGUGUGAAGAUUUCAAUUCUUGUGAGCUGUAAGGUUUCUGGGAUUUCCUUCUGUGAUCUAGUUGUUUCUUCUUCUUCUUCUUCUUCUUCUUCUUUGUCUUUUACGCUUGAUCUUGUCUGGUUUCUGAAUCGAAGGCCCGAGUUUUUGGAGCUCGGAGGUCAAAACGGUUUUUGAUGGCGGCGUCAGAGAAAUGGAUCGGACAAGGAGCCGACACGAGUCCGUCGUAUCUCCAGAAAUUCAGGCUCUAUGAAACUCGCUCGAACUUCUACAUGAUAGGAAGGGAUAAGAACCGAACCUUUUGGAGGAUCCUAAAGUUGGAUAGGACAGAGCCCUCGGAGCUAAACAUUCACGAAGAUUCGACAACCUACAAUGAAGCAGAAUGCUUAGAACUCUUGAGAAGGAUCCACGAGGGGAACAGGUCAACUGGUGGGCUGAGAUUUAUCACCGUUUGCUACGGGAUAGUCGGAUUCAUAAGGUUCUUGGGACCAUAUUACAUGCUGAUUAUAACAAAAAGAACGAAGCUUGGUGCAAUUUGUGGGCACACCGUAUAUGCGGCAGUCAAGAGUGAGAUGAUAACAAUUCCACAUUCCUCUGUGCUAUCCAAUGUGGCUCAUUCUAAGGAUGAGAAAAGGUACAAGAAGCUACUCUGCUCAGUCGAUCUCACGAAGGACUUCUUCUUCAGCUAUUCCUAUCACAUCAUGCAUAACCUUCAGAGGAAACUGUGCAAUAACGUUAAAUUACGGGCUUACUAUGAUUCCAUGUUUGUCUGGAAUGAGUACUUAACCCGAGGGAUUCGGAGUAUCCUUAAGGAUUGUUUGUGGACAGUUGCCUUGGUUUAUGGAUUCUUCAAGAAGGUUAAACUCUCCAUAGCUGAGAAGAGCUUUAAAUUGACUCUCAUUGCUCGUCGGUCACGCCAUUAUGCUGGCACGAGAUAUCUGAAACGUGGUGUGAAUGAGAAAGGCAGGGUAGCUAAUGAUGUUGAGACAGAACAAAUCAUCUUUGAAGAUGUUCCAGAUGGUUGUCCUGUCCGGAUAAGUUCCGUAGCUCAGAACCGGGGUUCGAUUCCUUUGUUUUGGUCUCAGGAGACAUCACGCUUGAAUCUCAAACCUGAUAUAAUAUUGUCCCAGAAAGACCCGAACUUUGAGGCGACUAGACUUCAUUUCGAAAACCUCGCGAAAAGAUAUGGAAAUCCAAUCAUUAUAUUGAACUUGAUAAAGACGCGUGAAAAGAGGCCUCGUGAGACUAUUCUGCGUGCAGAGUUUGCAAAUGCCAUUAGAUUCAUAAACAAAGGGUUGAGCAAGGAGGAACGUCUACGGCCUCUUCAUUGGGAUUUGCAUAAACACUCGCGAAACAAAGCUACAAACGUGUUGGGAAUUCUUGGCAAGCUUACUGCUUACGCGAUGAACUUGACUGGCAUCUUCUACUGUCAGCUAUCUUCUGAUCUGAGAGCUGAAGGGAUGCAGAAUCCAUCUGGCUUGGAGAAAAGUAAUGGAGAAUGUUCUACAAACGACCUUCCCGGAAAAGCUGAAACCGCCUCAAAGUUGGCAAUGGAAAACGGUAACGAUGAUAGUGCCACCAAAGAGGACCACCAAGUGAAAACGACUAUGUUUCAGAAAGGAGUCUUGAGGACAAAUUGCAUAGACUGUUUAGAUCGCACCAACGUUGCUCAAUAUGCGUAUGGGUUGGUAGCUCUCGGGCGUCAGCUUCAUGCUCUAGGGUUUACGGAAACUACUGAUAUCGAUCUAGAAAAUCCCCUCGCCGAAGAUUUGAUGGGACUUUAUGAGACAAUGGGUGACACUCUCGCCCUUCAGUACGGAGGAUCAGCAGCUCACAACAAGAUAUUUUGCGAGAGGAGAGGGCAAUGGAAAGCCGCAACACAGUCCCAGGAAUUCUUCAGAACUUUACAACGCUACUACAGUAAUGCUUAUAUGGACGCUGAAAAGCAAUACGCCAUUAACAUGUUCUUGGGCUACUUACAGCCACAACCGGGAAAACCAGCAUUAUGGGAACUGGGUUCAGACCAGCAUUACAAUGUUGCAAGAAUCGGUGCCAAUGCCAUUGCAGAGAUUGUAAGGUACUCGAUGAAACGAUCUUUAUCAGAAGGUAAUAUUCUCUGUGAGAGCGAUAUAUCUGCAUUCGGGAAAGUAAUUGGAAAUGGUGAGUCCUUGCCCGAGAAUGAUCAAGAAACGAAAGGCCUUUCAGAGUCCACUCCCGAUAUCACGACGUGUGUAACCACGGAAUCGGGCGAGGAUGUGGCGGCAUGUGUUCCAAGGCAGCCCUGCAAAGAUGCGGAGCCGAAUUACAUUCUUGAAAACGAUUGUUUCUGCUUUGAUGGACACGGUGAGCAAUGUGCAUGCGCAGCUUUCGAUAUGGAUUGGGUUUCCUCUUCGGGAAACUCGUGCGAAGACGAGAGCUAUGGCAGAUCCAUAGCACUUCGGUCUUCGGAGAACGUUCCAGAAGACAUAUAUAUAGAGUCGGCGACUUCUGCAAGCGAAUCGGGUGCCAGCUCAAAGGGAGGGGGAGCAAACGAGAGCAAGGGAGAAGCUUUGGGAGGGAUUCACGAGCGAUUCGUGAGGUGGGUAUUGCACGGAGAUGGCCAUUUCUGGUGAUUGGGAAGGGCUUCAAAGGACAACAGUGUCUGCAAAAAGUUUGAUCAGAUAGGGGUUUUGAUCCGAGGUAAAGAGAGGAACUCACCCGAAGGGCGAGCUGUUCUUCUUCGGAAAGACAGAAAAUCCGACAUCGAGAGGGAGGAAGAGGAAAGAAGAUUGGUAAUUAAGUUUUCCAGACAGGAGAAGAUAGAACAGACUUGUAAAUACCCAUUGUAACAGAAAAAGAACAUCUUACAUACAUAAACUGCAUCAUCAUCACACACACAUCGAAACAUAGGUUCCGAAGAUCAAAACAUUUUACAUUUCAAGA
Messenger RNA from Tarenaya hassleriana, 3254 nucleotides. RefSeq names its product phosphoinositide phosphatase SAC2-like. Gene Ontology annotation, molecular function: phosphatidylinositol-3,5-bisphosphate 5-phosphatase activity. The coding region runs from base 509 to 2944 and encodes 811 amino acids. The record is from RefSeq and is a predicted model, not a curated record. NCBI's taxonomy places the organism in Eukaryota, Viridiplantae, Streptophyta, Magnoliopsida, Brassicales, Cleomaceae. The transcript is spliced from 16 exons. Gene Ontology annotation, biological process: phosphatidylinositol dephosphorylation. Gene Ontology annotation, cellular component: intracellular membrane-bounded organelle.